Soboliphyme baturini is the source of this 228-nucleotide messenger RNA. Lineage: Eukaryota; Metazoa; Nematoda; Enoplea; Dioctophymatida; Soboliphymatidae. The record is from the annotation of a GenBank genome assembly.
UUGACAGUUAAGGUGGAAGUCAAAACCGGCAAGAAAACGGAAACGGUGGAACUGAUCAGGCUGCGAAAUCCCUGGGGGCAGAAGACAGAGUGGAACGGCGCGUGGGGUGACAGAUCGAAAGAAUGGAAAUCGGUGAGCGAAGAACAAAAGCGAAGGCUUAAAUUGAGAGUUUUGGAUGACGGAGAAUUCUGGUAUAGUUUAUACCACCUUUACGGCUUCGGCAAAUGA